AUGGAAAAAUAUCUCCAAGAAAUGAUCAAUGAGCAUCAGCAAACAUGGAAUUCUGAGCACACAAGAGAUUUUAUUGAUGCCUUUUUGCUUGAGAUGGAAAAGGCAAAAGGAGUUAAAGACAGUGAUUUUAAUGAGCAGAAUCUUCUGUUAAUUAUAGCUGAUUUAUUUUCAGCUGGCACAGAAACUACAUCCUCAACCCUGAGAUGGGGUUUGCUAUUUAUGUUGCUGUACCCAGAUGUGCAAACAUAUUCCAGGUUUACAAACGAGUUCAGGUAUUCUUUAGAAAUACGUUAUGCAGAUAUAAUCCCUCUCUCUGUGCCACACAUGACAUACAGAGACACACAUAUCACAGGCUUUUCCAUCCCUAAAGGCGUCCUUAUUAUGACCAACCUGUCCUCUGUGCUUAAAGAUGCGAAAGUCUGGGAAAAGCCUUUUCAAUUUCAUCCAGAGCAUUUUCUUGAUAGGGAUGGCAAGUUUGUAAAAAGAGAAGCAAUUAUGGCAUUCUCUGCAGGUCUCCGUGUUUGUCUAGGAGAGCAGUUGGCCAGGAUGGGACUGUUCCUCUUCUUCACGACUCUCCUGCAGCGCUUCUUCUUUCAAAUUCCUGAUGGCGAGCCCAGCCCACGGGAAGAUCCUGUCAUUGUAUACAAUCAGAUCCCACACGCUUAUAAAUUCUAUGCCAAGGUUAGAUAG
Molecule: messenger RNA, 690 nt
Organism: Xenopus laevis (African clawed frog)
Lineage: Eukaryota; Metazoa; Chordata; Amphibia; Anura; Pipidae
Product: cytochrome P450 2D19-like
Exons: 5
Coding region: 1-690 (229 amino acids)
Source: RefSeq, a predicted model, not a curated record